Symbiodinium pilosum is the source of this 1071-nucleotide messenger RNA. NCBI's taxonomy places the organism in Eukaryota, Dinophyceae, Suessiales, Symbiodiniaceae. The record is from the annotation of a GenBank genome assembly.
AUGGCCACGACGGAGAAGAAGCAAACCGCGGUGCUUCUGAAUCAGUUGAUGGCGUUCGCUACCGUGUCCAACAUUGUGAGUAGCGGCUUGUUCCAGACAAGCUCAUACCAGUCUCUACAAAGCGAUGCACGCAUGUUCUUGGCAUCCGCCAGCGGAGUGGCAGAUUUUGCGCAAGGCUCCGCAGGCGGAGCCAUGUCCAAGGAUUGUCUUUUGAGCCAACUCGGAUUGUCCGGGUCCUUGUGGGCAACGCACCUUGCUUCUACCAUCAUUCCCGUCCUGCUCAUGAUGGGUCUGGCCUUAACCCGAAAUCCGGGACUGUCUCUUGUUGUGGGAACCAAUGUGUUCCUUCCAGGUUUUACGGCGGCCUUUGGCAAGUACCUCAUCGCCUUUCGCUUGAAGCCGGAAGAGCAGAAUGGUCAGGUGCUUAUGCCUUUCAGGCUUGGCAUCGGCCUCGAUUCUGAUUUGGUGAUUGUUCCAGUGAUCAUUUCGCUCUGCUUUGUAGUGGGGGUGCUUGGGUGGCUUCAAGCAGCCCACGUCAAAGCCGACAGCAACGGCAAAGUGCCAAACUAUGUCUUAUACCUCACCCAGUCGUAUAAGCCAGAAUGCAGUGUGUGGGAAAUUGAGCGCUUGGUUCGGAAGAUGCUCCUAUCCCUGACCACGCAAGUAUUACCCGUGACAUAUUCGCCGGCCAGUCAGAUGCAGCUGGUGUCCGUGAUCCUUCUCGCAGCCUUGCUACUACAUUUUCGCUACAAGCCUUACAAGAAUGAGUCGUGGAACACUAUCGAGGUGGCACUUUUGGCAACAGGGCUCCUCCUCAGUGGAGUCACGACGACCUUAAUCGCCAACGACUUGCACUGGGCCCGUACUGCCAGAACAGGUAUCGUCUUGAUGAUGUUCGUGUUCCUGCUGGUCACAGUCAUUUGUGGGACGAUGAUUGUCCUCGUCAUGUUGAACAUGUACUGGGAACGCCAAGCAGCAAGAUCAGUUGACUCUGGAGAUGCAGAGCGUCAAGGAGGCAAAGAACUCCCGCAUGAUGAAGUGAGGGCCGAGGCUGCUGAGAUGGAACAAUGA